UACCACAACUCCACGCACGCCGCCGACGUCGUGCAAGCUAUGCACUACAACAUCCGAGAGAAUAAGCUGAUGAGCUUCUUGGAUGACGAAGAGAAGAUGGCCUCCAUCCUGUCGGCUGCCUGCCACGAUCUUGACCACCCUGGCGUCAACCAAAACUUCCUAAUACAUACUUCCAAUCCUUUGGCUCAGUUGUAUCACAAUACGAGCGUGUUGGAGAAUCACCACUAUAGAUCGACUCUUUCGCUGCUCAGAGAG
Molecule: messenger RNA, 255 nt
Organism: Helobdella robusta
Lineage: Eukaryota; Metazoa; Annelida; Clitellata; Rhynchobdellida; Glossiphoniidae
Exons: 3
Molecular function (GO): 3',5'-cyclic-AMP phosphodiesterase activity
Source: RefSeq, a predicted model, not a curated record